CGAUGCAGACGGUCUUAAUAAUUCACUUUCUUCUCCAGCCGUAGAGAACACCACGCACGGACGCACCAGCCAGCCGCCACGCUCUUCCAGCCGGCCGCCAACGCCAUGCAUGUAUGAUCUCGUCUCGUCCAAAUCGUCUCCGGAAACCUGAAAUCCCCUCCGCCACUGCAAUCCCCAUUCCCCGAUCCAAGCCGCGGGAACAUGCAUUGAGCUCCUCUAGGGGUUACUGCUACCACCAGACGGGCCGGCGGGAGUGUGGAAAAUAGCCGCGCUUUCGUCUCCAUGACCGGCGCCGACUCGGGCGCCGCCUCGCUUGAGAACACCCCCGGGGAGGGCGGGAGCGUCGAGUGGCGGCGCAUCUACGACCGGGUCGAGGCGCUGCUGCCGCGGGUCGAGGAGCUCGCCGCCGGCAAGGCCCGGCGCGACUCGUCGGGAGCCCGCGACAACGCCCUCCAGGCCCGUCUCCGCCAGGCGGAGGCGAGCAGGAGCCGGUGGAAGGCGGCCUACAGGGAGCUCUCGCACGAUGCCAGCGGCAACAAGCUCGCCGCACUUCAACAGAGUGAUUUGGAGGCGUCCAGCACCCGUGAUGCCCUCUCUAUCGUCGAUGCCUCCUCACAGCAGAAGAUACAAUCGAAGGAGGCUGAUCAUGAGGACGUUGCAAGGGAUUUAAGAGCUGAGCUAAGAAAAUUAAAGCAAGCUUGUAAGACUCUGAGCUCAGACAAGGAUAAGGAAGUUUCAGCAUUGGGUGCAGUAAGGGACUAUCUGUGGAACCAAUUGAGGACGAUGGACAAGGAAAACACGGUGCUCCUUAAGAUAAAAGAAGUUGAGGCAGCACAAGCUACUGAAGCAGCAAAACAGCUUCAGCACAAGAUAGAGGAGCUGGAAAUGGCAGCCCGAAACAAAGAUGAUGUGGUUGCCCGAUUGAGAGCAGAAAACAAGGACACUAGUAACAAGCGACCACGACUUUAUUCCAAUAUGUGCAUCUUUGUCAAGAUCCACGAUGGCAAGACCAUCUCUCUCGAGGUCGCAGAUUCAGAUACAAUCAACAGUGUGAAGGCUAAGAUUCAAGAGAAGGAGGGCAUCCCUGCAGGUCAUCUGAGACUCAUCUAUAUCAAUAAGCUGCUAGUGGGCAGCCGCACCCUAAAGGACCAGAACAUCCAGGAGGAGGACAUACUUGACAUUGUGUUCAGAGGCAUCCACAUAAUUGCCAAGAUGCGGUCUGGCAAGAGCACGACUCUUGAGGUCGAGAGCUCAGAUACAAUUUACAGUGUGAAGGCAAAGAUUUUUGAUCAGACGUGUAUGGCCCCAGCCGGGCAACGCCUCUUCUUUGCUGACAAGUUGCUGGAGGACGGAUGCACCUUGGCUGACUACAACAUCCAAAACGACUCUGUCCUUGGUGUUGAAUUCCUCUUCCCGCUGGAGAGGCUGCGUGUCUCGGUCAGGACGCAGACUGAAAAGAGCGUCAUCGAACAUGCCUUUAUGCGCUCGGAUACGGUCGACGAUAUCAAGGCGAGGAUCUACGCUGAGUUGGGCAUUCCCCCAGACGAGCAACGCCUCUUGUCGUACGGAGACCUGCUUCAGGACGGCCAACCCCUGUUUCCAGAGAUAUGUGGUGCCGGCACCGUCCAUCUGCACCUUCGACCUCCUGGUGGCCAGUGAUGUGGAUGCCAUGGUCAUCGGAGGAAUUCCUCAUAAAGACAUGAUGUCUCUGAUGGCCAUUGGGUUAUGGUGAUAUUACUUAGAUAGUAAUUGCUCGACUAGCGUGGAGUUAUUUAAUAAUGACGUACUCAUAUGGACCGGCUGCUUAGCCAUUCGAGA
This is a messenger RNA of Lolium perenne, 1818 nucleotides long. RefSeq names its product polyubiquitin-like. The record is from RefSeq and is a predicted model, not a curated record. Lineage: Eukaryota; Viridiplantae; Streptophyta; Magnoliopsida; Poales; Poaceae. Gene Ontology annotation, molecular function: protein binding.